This is a messenger RNA of Suillus fuscotomentosus, 1235 nucleotides long. RefSeq names its product DnaJ-domain-containing protein. The transcript is spliced from 9 exons. Lineage: Eukaryota; Fungi; Basidiomycota; Agaricomycetes; Boletales; Suillaceae. The record is from RefSeq and is a predicted model, not a curated record. The coding region runs from base 131 to 1066 and encodes 311 amino acids. Gene Ontology annotation, cellular component: endomembrane system.
UGACAGGUAUGUCCGGACACGUUUGGGAUUACUUCUGUCUUCUUCGUUCCAACUUUUCAAGUUCGCCCUACACAUUUAGUCUUUCUGCGCGCUCGCGACCGCAGUAAGACGUGGCCGUAACAGGUCGCAGAUGAAGCUUUUCGUCUUUGUCGCAUUUCUUGCCGUGCUGGUCACCGUAGUUUCAGCAUGGACCAAAGAAGACCAUGAAAUAUUUGAUCUUGUCACUGCUCUUGAAGUAUCUGAGGGCAGGGGCACCACGUUCUACUCUUGGCUGGACGUACCUUCAACAGCGACCCUUAUGGAGAUCAAUAAGGCGUACAGGAAAAAAAGCAUACAGCUCCAUCCUGACAAAAACCCUGGUGUGAAAGGCAUCCAUGAAAGGUUUGCGCGUCUGGGAGUUAUUGCGACCAUUUUGAAAAAUCCCGAGGAACGUAAGCGAUACGACUUUUUCUACAAAAAUGGUGUACCGAAGUGGAGAGGGUCGGGCUAUUACUAUGCACGGUUCAGGCCAGGCCUAGGGACUGUCCUGGUAUUCCUCACCAUCCUUACGUCUGGACUUCAAUAUCUCGUGCAGACAUUGAAUUACAAACGGGACCUGAUGCGCAUUGAGCUGGCAAUACGGGAUGCCCGACUUGCGGCUUGGGGCCCAAAGAUGGAACCAUUGCAAGGAAAACGGAAGGUGAAGGUCAACCUUGGCGGUGGCGCUCGUCAAGACGGAGCUGGUAAUAUUGUUCCCGGAAAAAUGCUUGAUAUGGUCGUGGAACAAGACAACGUAUUCAUUCUGGAUCCCUCGGGUAAUCUGCACAUCCUGGAUACAAGUUCGGCUACUCCUGCGGCUAUUUCAAGAACAUGGUUCAUUGAGCUAUUGAUCAGCAGUAUUCGUAAAUUCUCCUACUCCAAAGAAAACUCCGGAAACGACGUGGAUAACGAGCCAAGCGUGCCCACUGUUGACAGGCCUGACUCUCCUGUGAGUGGAGCAAGCGAGGGUGAAGAACCUCGGCAGGCAGAGUAUGCUGCAGCAGUAAAAGCUGGUGGGAGAAGAAGAAAGGCAGCGAGGAAGCGGUGACCAUAUGUCGUGCAGUUCUUCGGUACACUGGAGAUUUAGGCUGACAGUUGUGGUAUAUGGUACUUACCUUGCUAAUUACAGAUUAGAUGGGAUGUUUUCAUUGACCCCGUGGUCAAACAAGAUCAUGUGGGCCUUGGUUGGACAUGUAGCUCCAUAGUUACUGUUGAUU